AUGCCACCACCAGUCUACGCUCCACCAGUUGAGCCGACAGCCCUUCCAGUAUACGCUCCACCAGCAGAGGACGUUCCCACUGAGGCUCCGUUCGUGCCACCUGUGGAGGAGCCUACAACUAUGCCACCACCAGUCUACGCUCCACCUGUGGAACUGCCCACUGAAGCUCCCACUGAGCCACCAACCGAAGAGCCUACGACUCUGCCGCCAGUAGAAGCAACCACUCUGCCCGUCUACGCUCCACCAGCAGAGGUCCCCACUGAGGCUCCGUUCGUGCCACCUGUCGAAGAACCCACCACUCUGCCACCGGUAGAGACUACUGCUGCUCCAGCCGAAGACGUUCCAGUGAAUCCUUACGCCCCUCCAGUUGAAGAGAAGCUCACCACCCUUCCACCAGUACCAGUCACGCCGGAAUACGUUCCACCUGCAGCACCAGUCCAAGACGUACCUGUGACAACUGCUCCUCCACCACCACCACCGACAACUAUCAAGUACGUGCUAAACCAUGAAGCCGCUGAGAAGUAUUGGGCAACUGCGACGUUCCCCACAACGACGAAAGCUCCAGUGGUUGUUCAGCCACCCCAAGAUGUUCCAGUCGGCUACGCACCUCCGCCGGCGCCAGUACCAAUUCCUGCGCUUGAAGACAUUGUGAUUCCGAAACCGAAGGAGGUGGAGAAGCCCAUACACCAAUCGCGCCUCCACUCCCUCUUCAUGUUAAGCCAGUUGUUCCGAAGCCGAUGCCUAAGCCCAUUCUUGAUGAGCCAUUGA
Molecule: messenger RNA, 768 nt
Organism: Cooperia oncophora
Lineage: Eukaryota; Metazoa; Nematoda; Chromadorea; Rhabditida; Trichostrongylidae
Source: the annotation of a GenBank genome assembly